UUCUCACAGAUCACACCCUGGCAGGUAAUGGCUAUGGAAAAUGACUCUUCAGUGACAGAGUUCAUCCUGGUAGGAUUUACAGACCGACCUCAGCUCCAGUUACCCCUUUUCUUUCUCUUUUUACUGAACUAUGUGGUCACUAUGGUAGGAAAUUUGAGCCUAGUUAAUCUAAUAUGCCUGAAUUCUCACCUGCACACUCCCAUGUACUUUUUCAUCUUCAACUUAUCCUUCAUAGAUUUCUGCCACUCUUUGGUCAUUACCCCUAAAAUGCUGAUGAGCUUUGUCUCAGAGAAGAACAUCAUUUCCUUUACAGAAUGCAUGACUCAGCUGUUUUUCUUCUGUUUCUUUGUGCAUUCUGAGUGCUAUGUGUUGACAGCCAUGGCCUAUGAUCGCUAUGUGGCCAUCUGUAAACCUCUGGUAUACACGGUCACCAUGUCCCCUCAGGUCUGUUCUCUGCUCAUGUUUGGUUCUUACGUGAUGGGGUUUGCUGGUGCCAUGAUCCACACAGGGGACAUGGUCAGAUUGUCCUUUUGUGAUUCUAACAUCAUCAACCAUUACAUGUGUGACAUCUUCCCCCUCCUCCAGCUCUCCUGCAGUGGCACCUAUGCCAGUGAGUUGCUGAAUUCCAUUAUUGUGAGCACAGUUGUCAUAAUAUCCGGCUUCAUUAUUUUCAUUUCUUAUGCUUUGGUCCUGUCCAAUGUCCUCCGUGUCUCAUCAGCUCAGGGUUUGCCCAAAGCCUUCAGCACCUGUGGCUCCCACAUAGUAACUGUGGGUCUGUUCUAUGGGUCUGGGUUGUUCACACAUCUCAAGACCUCUCCUUCUGAUUCUGUGGACCAGGGGAAGUUCUUCUCAGUAUUUUACACCAAUGUAAUACCCAUGUUGAACCCCCUCAUCUAUAGUCUAAGGAACAAGGAUGUCAAAUGUGCUCUGAAAAAAACCCUGAAGAGAAUUGCAAACUAA
Messenger RNA from Prionailurus viverrinus (fishing cat), 960 nucleotides. Its product is annotated as olfactory receptor 143-like. Gene Ontology annotation, molecular function: olfactory receptor activity; G protein-coupled receptor activity; odorant binding. Gene Ontology annotation, biological process: G protein-coupled receptor signaling pathway; sensory perception of smell. Gene Ontology annotation, cellular component: membrane. The transcript has a single exon. Bases 28 to 960 code for a protein of 310 amino acids. The record is from RefSeq and is a predicted model, not a curated record. Lineage: Eukaryota; Metazoa; Chordata; Mammalia; Carnivora; Felidae.